Molecule: messenger RNA, 846 nt
Organism: Adelges cooleyi (spruce gall adelgid)
Lineage: Eukaryota; Metazoa; Arthropoda; Insecta; Hemiptera; Adelgidae
Exons: 6
Coding region: 191-796 (201 amino acids)
Molecular function (GO): transcription cis-regulatory region binding
Source: RefSeq, a predicted model, not a curated record
UGUAAAUUAUAAUAAGUAAAUUGAAUUCCUGAAGUUUCUUGGCAUAUUAGGAUUUGUAAUCGAAAUUAUUUUGUAAUAAAACUAAGUUCGAAAAAUAAAUGUUUACACUUGUGCAGCAUAUUAUAAUAUGUGUCAAUAAUGUAGAUAUAUGUGUUAGAUAUAAAAUUGUAAUUUCUAAACCGCUUGUAAAAUGGAUGCAGACAGUCUAGAAAAAGAGAACAAGUCUUACAAACGACAUUUCUUAGCACUGCUAGAACGUUGUGAAACGUUACAACAGGAUAAUGAGCGGCUUGUGCAUAGAAUUCAUAAAGUAACCAAACAAGUGAGACGUUUACGAGUAGAACGAAAAUUUAUCAUGGACAGAUUAGACAAACAUAGAGAUAAUUGGAGAGAAGCUAAACUACAAGUCGAUUUAGGAACUGAAGCGCAAAUAUUUGAUGGAGUUAAUACUAAAAAUCAAGGUAUGUCUGAUACUCCAAAUGGUAAACGACAUUCAAAUGUUAAGUCUACAGAAAAGAAAGAUCCUAAUUUGCCAAAAAGGCCAGCUAACCCAUUUUUUAGAUUUUGUCAAGAGCAAAGGCCAAUUGUACUUGAUCAAAUUAUUAUGUCUGGUGAAGGAGAACCAACUAAACAGGAUUUAACCAAACGAUUAGCUAUAACUUGGAAUACAAUGGGUCAUAAUGACAAAAAAGUUUACUACGAUAUGUACGAGAGAUCUAAAGAAAAAUAUGCAGCAGACAUGGAAGAGUAUACUUUAACUAAAGCUAUCAAUGCUGUGCAAACACCUAGUCAAUAGUUUUUUUUUUUUUAAAUAAGACUAUUUUAGAUAUUUUUAUAAUUUAAUUG